Cuscuta campestris is the source of this 3838-nucleotide messenger RNA. NCBI's taxonomy places the organism in Eukaryota, Viridiplantae, Streptophyta, Magnoliopsida, Solanales, Convolvulaceae. The record is from the annotation of a GenBank genome assembly.
AAAGUCCUACCGGUCAAUCUGCGUGUUUUUACCUUUUUUACUUUGCCAAAUCGAACAAACUAUUCUAGACCCGGUCUAGUAUAGUUUGACCGGUCGAGUAAUUUACACCAUCAUUUUUGGCGCCACCCGUGGGACCGUUAAGGUUUCUUCUCUUCUAAACACAAACCUACCCACCAAAACACCACUCGAAAUGUCUUCCAGCCAGCAAAUCAACGCUACUUCCGCACAGGUGCAAGCCACCAAUGAGGGCGCCAGCAUCCCUGUGGCUGCUACCAUACCGGUCAUUUCAGCCCCGGUGUUGCCUCUGGGUCUGAGCUCUGUCCCGACGGCCAGCGUGAUCAGUCCCUUCGCGACCCCCGUCCCUUCCGCUGGACCGAGGGUCACGUUCCCACCAAGCAUGACUCAGUUCAUGAAUGACCCAGCCAACCUACAAGCCAUCCAGGGCUUCGGUCAGGUCAUGGCCAUGUGCCAACAGAACGGGGGGAUGCCUUUUCUCCCUGGUAUGUUCCCGUUCGCUCUUCCGGGCGCGGGAACCAUGCCCCUACAAGCUCCGAUGGCGGUAACGUCGUUCCAGACGCCGAUGCCGCAACCAUCACCUUUCCAGCCCCAGCUGGUCAGCACCAUGACCCCUGUAAACUUGACCGGCACACUUAACGCCGCAGGGCCGUCGCGUCCCCCGCAAGCUACGAAUCCGCAGAUCACUCCUGACGGUCAUUGCGUCUCGAUUGAGAGCGAUGAUGGCGAGUGGGACAUCCCGAGGGCCCACAAGAAGAAGAAAGGAAAAAACAUCCGGCCAGCGACCUCCCGAAACACCGCCUUCGAAAGGCUGGGGGAUAGGGAAGAAGGCCAGAGGAAGUCAGCCAAGCAAAGGCUGGGGCAGAGCGUUGCCCAUGUCAGCGCAUUUGCCCGGCUAGGCGAGGUGCGGGAGGCCGAGCCUGCCCGCACCCGGCACUCCCGGUCUAACCGGCAGGAGCCAGCGAGGACGAGGGCCUCCCACCAGGAAGAGGAGGCAGAAAGCCAGCCCAGGUUACCGGUGGCGAACCGGUUAACCAUCCCAAACGACCGCGUCCAGCAGAUGGAGGCAAAGCUGGAAAGGCUGGAAAAGAAGGUCGGAGAGAAGAAUGACCGGGACAAACCCCUGGCAGGGUCCCCGUUCACCGCAAGGGUCCAUCUGACACCUUUCCCGCGAAAGGUCAAGAUCGACGCCCCCAGAUUCACCGGGAAGGAAGAUUCGGAAAUCCAUCUGGACUCCUUCAACCAGAGUGCGACCAUGAACGGUUGCACCGAUGAAGAAAAGUGUCUUCUUUUCUUCCAGACCUUACGGAACCGAGCCACUGAAUGGUUCAAUAAGCUUCGCCCGGGAAACAUUGACUCGUUCAAUGAUUUGGCCUCAAAAUUCAAGGCCAAGUUCCAGGAGAAUUGUACUAAGAGGAAGAAGUUCACCUAUCUUAGUACAGCCGGGCAGAGGGAGUCUGAGAACCUCACUCAGUUCCUUACCCGGUGGAAGGAAGAGGUAGACAAGGUGGAAGAGAUGGAUGACAAGACCGUCCUAUCCCUCCUCUUGAAUGGCUUGCGUGCUGGGGAACUAUACAAGGAGUUCUGCCGGAAACCCCCAGCCACGUACCAAGAGGCCUACCAUACUGCAUGGGAGUUUGCUGAAGCUGAAACCCAGCUCCGGGCAAAGAGAGAAGCUGAGCAUGGUCACAAGCCCAAGCCGGUAUCAGAUUCCCAUAACACCUCCGAAUGCAAGAGUGUUAAGGGGGUCAUCCGGCAGAUGAUCGACAGUGGAGAGCUGGGCAAAGAUUACUUGCAGAAAGCCCAGGAGAAGAGUCAUCAAUGGGUUAGGCCAACUGCCCUAGGGGAUGACCGGGACAACGACCGGCGGAGGAAUAACCGGCCAAGGGAGCGGCAACCUGCUUCCGAAAAAGAGCACAUCGGCAUGAUCUUCGGCGGACCCGAGGGUGGAGAUUCAGCCGCGCAGCGGAAGAACUGGGUCCGGAGCAUUUACGUUGGAGAGAUCACAAUUCCAUUGGUCAUCACCAUGGACAUUAAUGGGGUGGAUGUCGCCCGGGUACUCGUUGACACCGGCAGCAGUGUCAACAUCUUAUACCUGGAGACCUUCCAAAAACUCAGGUUGUGUCGAACACAACUUGAACCCCUCAAAACCCCUCUCUCAGGCUUUACGGGGGACACCGUCGAAGCUGAAGGAUCUAUAGUUCUACCGGUCGAACUAGGAUCAGGUGAAAAGACCGUGUGGAAGAAGAUGCGGUUCAUAGUUGUGGACAUCAAAUGCGUCCACAACGCAAUUCUUGGAAGGCCAGGCAUCAAUAGAGUCGGGGCGGUGAUCUCCAUGCCUCAUCUAUGCAUGAAGUUCCACACUCCAUGUGGUGUGGGUGAGGUGAAGGGCAACCAGAGGAACGCCCGGGAGUGCUAUGCCCGGGCAGUCAAGAAGAUGACCAAGGGGGUCAAUGUCAUCUCCCAAGAAAUCACGAAGGGAGAGACCCGGGAGAAAUUGGAGCCCGAGGCCGAGACAGUGGAAAUCGAACUUCACCCGGGUGAUCCUUCGAGGAUGGUCAGAAUUGGAGCAAAUCUCCCCGAGGAUCUCAAGGAACAGAUUACACGGGUCCUCCAAGAAUACGCGGGCAUAUUCGCAUGGAGCGUGGCAGAUAUGCCCGGGAUAGAUCGCUCUGUUAUCUGCCACCGGUUGGCCGUGAGAAAGGGAAGUCGACCGGUACGACAGAAGAAGCGGUACCUGGCCAGUGACCGGCGAGAGUUCGUCAAGAAGGAAGUGAAAGACCUCCUCAGUGUUGGUCACAUCCGGGAAGUCAAGGAAGGACGCAUGGCACAAUACAAGGACCUUGUACUUGCCCUGUUGAAAGGCUUCGAAGAGUUCAAGAUCGCCCAAAUUCCCCGGGCGGAAAACGCGGAUGCAGACCUUCUCUCCAAAUUGACGCAGUAUGCUCCCGAGCACGUUUCAAAACUUGCCCGGGUAGAGAUCCUUGACCGUGCAAGCAUCGAAAAAUUGGAAGUCGCCGCUAUAACGGCCGGUAACCAAUUUGACCGGUCAAAUUUGGUCGGGGCGGACGACCAUUGGAUGUAUGAUCUGAUGGAAUAUUUGAUGGAUGGGAGCUUGCCAGAACAAGAUGACCGGGCAAGAAAAGUGAAGCUCAGGGCACCCCGAUUCCAGAUUCUCGAUGGAAAGCUGUAUAAAAGGGCGUUUGGGGGGCCACUCCUGAGAUGUCUAACCAACCGGGAGGCUGAGCGAGUCAUAGCGGAGGUCCACGAAGGCGUAUGCGCGGCGCAUCAAAUGUCCCGUACGCUUUCCCAGCGCAUCAUCUUGUUGGGGUAUUACUGGCCAACAAUUGUACAGGAUUGUGAAAGGAGGGCUCACGGGGAAACUCCAUUCUCCCUAACCUAUGGGUGUGAGGCAAGGCUGCCCAUCGAAGCUGAAUUCCCAACGUUUCGGGAAUCAAAUUAUCAACCCCAACAAAAUGAGGAAGAUCACUUGGCCGAACUCAACUUGGUCGAAGAGCGGAGGAUGGCCGCGGAAGUUAGAAUGAGUACAUACCAACAAGUUGUGAAGAAGUACCACGACAACAAGGUUGGGCCUCGGUACUUCCAAGUUGGAGAUGAAGUCCUACGAAGAAGAGAAGCAAGUAGACCCGGCGAUGGAGGAAAGCUGGCAAAAAACUGGGAAGGCCCAUACAGGGUUAGAGCCAUCAUUCGACCAGGAACGUAUCGAUUAGAAACUUUAGAUGGUGUACCGGUAGAAAGAACUUGGAAUUCCCACCAUCUUCGCAAGUUCUACAAAUGAUUGUAAUACUAGGCGAGGCCUAAC